Symbiodinium sp. CCMP2592 is the source of this 2169-nucleotide messenger RNA. The record is from the annotation of a GenBank genome assembly. Lineage: Eukaryota; Dinophyceae; Suessiales; Symbiodiniaceae.
AUGGUGCGCUGCACCUCGACGGCACUCGCGGCCUUUGCAGCCACGCACUAUGUCGCCGUGGGGCUCAGGUCGGAGCACCAUCCGGUGUUGUGGCACGAGAACCCGACGAGCUCGGUCCAGAAGCUUCAGGAGCUGCUGAGGACCAGCUUGGCGGCCACAGCCACAGCUGAAGGCAGCGAGGAAUUUCGUGGCGAUGCCGAGGGACAGGAGCUGACGCUUAGAGAGCUGGUCUCCCGCAUCAGGGAGGGCUGGCAGGGCGCCAGCGCAAGUGUUUGCCAUCAGCAGCUGGGGCGCGUGAUGAACAACCUCACCGUUGCUUGUGAAAACUUGAAGCCGCAAGCCGACAGUAUUCUCGCCUACCUUCCGGACUCCUACGCCCUCCCUAACAAGACCUGCGCGGAGAGCGUCAGCGACGUCUUCGCGUUGGGGAGCGAACUCGUGGAGACGCUUCGCGUCUCUAGAGAUGCUGUAGCCUCUCUCGAUAUGGACAACAAGACUCUCCGUCGAUACCAAGCACUCUCCUUUCUGAGGAGCUGGCUGGUGAACUUGACCGAGACGCAGCAUCACGCGCUGCUUUGGGCCGGCUUCUGGGAUGGGGACCCCGAGAACAACCGCACGACACUCGAGAAUCUCUCCAACUUUGCCAGGGCCACAGAGCACGCGACCGUCCACCCUGAUAGCUUCUUGGGCCAAGCCAUCGAUGCGAGCGGGAACCUCGACGCCUGUUACGAGGACAGCCAGACAAGUGCCCUGGCAGGGAACAUGUGGUCGAUCGCAAGCAUGAGCUUCGUGCUCGGAAUGCGCGAAGGGGCACAGGGAACGAUCGUCGCACUGGUGAAUAAGCAGAUCUCAGGGGAGCGUAACUUGUCGCAGUCCGUGCUGUCCACCCAUGAAAUCCCCACAGUGGGGCUCGCAGCCUGGGGCCUCGGUUUCUGGUCUCCGCAAGUGGUGGUUGUGGACCUCAUGGGCAGGUGCGACGAAACGAGCCCAGCGCUGCAGAAUCGGCUCCUCGCCCGCCUGCCCUCUUGGGCCAAGUCUAUGACGAGCUGGAGCCCAGAAGCCUUCGCGAUGAGGGCACGGCUCCGGUGGCAGUGCAUCGACUGCUCGGGCGCUUGCAGCCUGGACGAGGCCUUGGCAGAGCACGUGGAGAAACUCAUGCAGGCCAAAGUGGAGCAGGACCGGAAGGACCGGGAACUCCGGGAGGCCGUGGACCAUCGCUGUCAGCGAGCGGCCCCGGCUGAGACCGGUCUCCCCAAAGAUGCUGCAAUGCUGUUGCUUGAUCAUCUGAAGCGUUCGCUGUUGAAGCCAGGCUUCGGCAAGAUGGGAGAGGUGUCCCAAGUGCUGCGCAAAUUGCCGGAGGAGCUGCGACACCCAGUCUCGCAGGUUGAGCUUGUAAAUGAGGAGCGCGACAGCCCUGAGAGGCAGCUGCAGGUGGAGCGACUCCUGCGCGAGGAUGCAGAUCCGAAUGCUCUGAGCAGGCUCGGCAACACAGCCCUCUCAUGCGCUGCAGCCUAUGGACACCCGGAGCUGAUUGGGCCCUUGCUGGAUGCCGGAGCCCAGCUGGAGGUCCCCAACCGGUUCGGCACCACCGCCCUCAUAGGUGCCGCAGAAGCAGGCCACCUGGAAGCGGUCGAGGCUUUGGCAAAGGCCCGGGCCCAGCUGGAGGCUCGCAACGAGCAAGGCGACACAGCCCUUACGGUCGCUGCAAUUUUUGGCCGCCUCAACGUGGUCGAAGCCUUGGUAAAGGCCGGAGCCCAGCUGGAGGCACGCGAUGAGUUUGGCGAAACACAACUCAUAAGUGCUGCAGCGGGCGGCUACCAGGAAGUGGUCGAGGUUUUGGUGAACGCUGGAGCUCAGCUGGAGGCCCGCACUGAGGAUGGCGGCACGGCCCUCAUCAUUGCUGCAGGAGCGGGCCACUUGAAGGUGGUCGAAGUCUUGGUGAAGGCUGGAGCCCAGCUGGAGGCCCGAGAUGAAGAUGACGACACGCCCCUCAUCCUUGCUGCACGCUCAGGCCACCUGAAGGUGGUUCAGGCCUUGGUGAAGGAUGGAGCCCAGCUGGAGGCUCGCGAUGAGUUUGGCGACACAGCCCUCAUGCUGGCUUCGAUCCGUGGCCACUUCGAGGUGGUCGAGUUCUUGAGGAAGGCUGGAGCCCUAGCAGCCCUAGCAUAA